This is a messenger RNA of Salvelinus sp. IW2-2015, 997 nucleotides long. NCBI's taxonomy places the organism in Eukaryota, Metazoa, Chordata, Actinopteri, Salmoniformes, Salmonidae. The record is from RefSeq and is a predicted model, not a curated record.
UGGUAUAUAAACGGAGCGCAGGCCAGGGCCAUGGACAAUCUGCUGCUGGUGACUGCUUGGCGGACAACAAACCGACAACUAGCGUUUAAAUCAGCAACUUCUUGAGUUAUAAAGGCUGUAUAUUAUUUCUCCCUCUGUCAGAUCGAAUACCAAAAACCAGCGGCGAUGAACAGCCAUUUUACCGGGACCGGGAAGCAGCUGGUGACAGAUUUCUACUAUAAUAACGGUUUCAGUGAGCUGAGCCUCGAGACCAAGAAGACCACGGUACAACAGCGGAAACAGCAUGAGGCGUCCGGUAAAGAUGCUGAGGAUGAGUCCCGGUUACCGGCACUCGAAGCAGCGUACAGCAGCAUCUUGCGGGGGCUCGGUGAGGACACGGACCGGCAGGGGCUCCUGAGGACGCCUCUAAGAGCCGCCAAGGCAAUGCAGUUCCUUACCAAGGGAUACCACGAGGACGUGUACGACAUCCUGAAUGAUGCCAUAUUUGACGAGGACCAUGACGAGAUAGUGAUAGUAAAAGACAUUGAAAUGUUCUCUCUUUGUGAACACCACCUUGUACCCUUUUUUGGCAGGGUACAUAUCGGAUACCUGCCAAAUAAGAAGGUGGUCGGGCUUAGCAAGCUGGCUAGGAUUGUUGAGAUGUACAGUCGGAGGCUCCAAGGUAAGAAUGGCAGAGGGCUUACUCAAAUAUACAUACACAUCCAGGAGCGUCUGACCAAGCAGAUUGCCAUGGCGAUAUCAGAAGCUCUACAGCCAGCCGGUGUGGCUGUGGUUAUAGAGGCAGCGCACAUGUGUAUGGUGAUGCGUGGGGUUCAGAAGAUGAACAGUCGAACGGUGACCAGCUGCAUGUUGGGGGUGUUCAGAGAAGAUCCAAAGACUCGAGAAGAGUUCCUACGACUCACCAAGACUGCUUAGCAACCACCUCGGACCCCUGACCUCUAACCCCUGCCCUGACCCUGUAAAGCACAUGUUCUAGGGUAGAGUUCCUAAGACUACU